ACACACAGAGCACACGAGCAAACAAGACCCCUACCAGCAGAAGAAACGAGAAGGCAACAAAACACGUAUCUACGAGUAUCUUUGCGCACAUUUGAGAACCCAGGCAAAAAAGCAUUUUCUGGUUUUCUGUUUAGUUCGUUAGUUGUCUCAUUGAUACAACUGCGCUUGGUAGUUUGUUUUAUCGUCGCUGGUUUUGCUUUCGUCGCCGUCGCCGAUACCUACAGAAAAGAUACUUUUGUAUAAUUCAAAAUAACACAGACUACAAAAAAACUACGGGUUUCGAAAUUUAUGACCGGAAUCUAUCUAACCAAUCUUUCGGUUAUCUUUCAAACUCGAGUGACAGAUUUGCAUCUCGCUGGACCGUUUGCGUGCGAUUGCAAUUUUUGUGGUGUUUGCGACUUUAUACCUAUCUCGUUCCUUUUCUGGAAUUAUGAGAUAGAUCAAAAACUUUUUUGGCACAUUCUAACAAACAAAAAAAUAUAAAACUAAUAAUAAAAUCCAAUUAACACCGAGACAAUAGAUGAAAAGGCUAAUGUUCAGAGUCUUUGUGCAUUUGCGUCCGAUAAUUUGAGGGAUUACGAGGAUCCUUGAUCCUUUUUUGUACCUCGUUGUCAAAAAAAAAAAAAAACAACACAAAGGCUUUCCCUUUGUUGUUUGAAAUUCGUGUUGGCUAAUGGAAAGUGGCAGCCUCACCGGAGGUCUGAAACAAACAUCUACUUAGAUAGGCUAUAGAUACCCUAUAGCUUGCUGUUGUAUUAUACAGAGGUGUGGAUUUGUGAUAUUUUUGUGUUGUCAAUCAUUUUCUUCUUUUUUCUUUCUGACAAUCGAUUGAGUAACCGGGAGUGCUAUUUUAACAUUUUUCCCUCAUCCAUUAUUAUCAAAUGUAAAAAAAACAUCAUCCCUGUUAAAUGAAUUGAAAACUUGAAAAAAACUGACGAAUUUGCAAAGUGACAAAUCAAUUGAAAAGAUUCAAAACAAAACAACAAAGUAUACCUACGAAUAGGCUUACCUAAUCUAUUGAAGGAACAUACAAAAAAAAAAACACAAAAAAACAUUCAAGAUGCUAACUGAUAUGACGCCGACGGCUGGCCAACUCUACGGAUCCCAGAUUCCGGCAAUGGGAAUGAAUAUCUCCAAUAUCGCAUCGCAUCUACAGAAACCACAAGUUAAUCCGGAUCAUCCCGGAUUACGAGGAACACCUCUCGCCAUGUUGGCUGCGCAGUGUAAUAAACUGUCAAACAAAUCACCUCCACCACUAGCUGACGCUGCAGUCGGUAAAGGAUUUCAUCCAUGGAAAAAAAGCCCUACCUCAUCAUCAGGCGGUGGAGGAGGCAACACCCCAAGCAUCGGAACUGGCCAGCACUCACCAUGCAGCAUCUCCACAUCACCAACAGUAACCUCAAGUAUAGGAACAUCUGUUGCCAGAAGCCUCCCGUCCAGCACCAUCAACACAAUGGUCAAUAUUACAGCCAGCCUUUAUCCUUAUAGUCGACCGAUAACAUCGUCCUGUUCAGCAGUAACAAACCCCUCCUACGGGAGUGAUCUAUACUUUCCUAGUGCUACCACUUCACCCAGUGUGGCCGAAAACCAUCACAUGCAUCAGGGAUUACUCGGCAAAGUCGAAGGCACUACUUUCGGAUCCGUUUAUUCGAGGCAUCCAUAUGAUUGGCCAUUUAAUGCGGUCACUGCAUCGCAUAAAGCUGCCAGUGAGGGCGUUAAUACAGGCUGGUGGGAUAUGCAUAGUGCAGCUGGCAGUUGGUUGGAUAUGGGUGGUGCUGGCAUGCAUUCCACCAUGGCAAAUUAUGCAACCGCAGGUUCGGACUACUCAUCGUUGACACAUUCGCUUUCAAAUACAGCUCACCUCUUGGGCUCUGGUCAGCAUUUGCUACAAGAUACAUACAAAAGCAUGCUACCUGGUCAAGGAGUUGGUGGUUUUACUCUACCUCAUUCAUCGCCAGCCACUGCUUCCGGUCAGGCGGCCACCCCAUCAACCCCCUCACCACGUUCACAACGAAGAUAUGCCGGCCGCGCCACAUGCGACUGUCCCAACUGCCAGGAAGCCGAACGCCUCGGUCCCGCUGGCGUCCACCUACGCAAGAAGAAUAUCCAUUCAUGUCAUAUUCCCGGAUGUGGCAAAGUCUACGGUAAAACUAGUCAUUUAAAAGCACAUUUGAGGUGGCACACUGGCGAACGGCCAUUCGUGUGCAAUUGGCUGUUCUGUGGAAAAAGAUUCACGAGGUCCGAUGAGCUGCAACGUCAUCUUCGGACACAUACAGGUGAGAAACGAUUUGCUUGUCCCGUGUGCAACAAACGGUUUAUGCGUAGCGAUCAUCUCGCAAAGCAUGUUAAGACACACAACGGUCCAAAUAAUAACAUAAAAAAAGGCUCUUCAGAAUCCUGUAGUGACUCAGAAGAGACCAACCAAUCUGAAGUAAUGCACCAUAGCAGUCAUCCAGGCACCCCCACCCAUCAAACCAUGAACACUGGGAUGUCUCAUCAUAUGGGUGGCUCGCCAGUCAUGCAACAGCAUCAGUCUCAACAUCACCACCAUGCACCAAGUCCCAAUAUGGAUCAUCACAAUCAGAUGGAUGUUAAGCCACCACCUCCCAUGGCUUGAGGUUCAAUUGGGCCCUUCAUCUUUGCUGCCAACCAAAGUAGUGGAGUAGGGUCCUUUUAAAGUGGCUUCUUUCGAAUGCCCUAUAUCCUUAAUCUAGCAUAAGAAAUCACAAAUCGUAAUUUUCCCCAUCCCAAAAUCACAAACACACACACAAAUUACAAAAAUUCAGGGUAUUUAAAAAAAAAGAUGAAAAAUAGGUAUUUUUUUUGUCUGCCUAUGUAAAUAAAUAAUUAAUUAUAUUAAAUAAAAAAAAUUUCAAUAUAAAUGUCAAUAUCAUUUAGCUAAACCAAAAUUUUUAUUUAAAUAAAAAAUUUUAAUGGGUUUUAAUAAUUGUAAAUAUAAAAAAUAUUGUAAAAUAAACAUCAUCUAUUUAUACAAAGG
Molecule: messenger RNA, 2998 nt
Organism: Episyrphus balteatus (marmalade hoverfly)
Lineage: Eukaryota; Metazoa; Arthropoda; Insecta; Diptera; Syrphidae
Gene: Sp1
Product: transcription factor Sp9
Exons: 3
Coding region: 1061-2617 (518 amino acids)
Biological process (GO): regulation of transcription by RNA polymerase II
Molecular function (GO): RNA polymerase II cis-regulatory region sequence-specific DNA binding; DNA-binding transcription factor activity, RNA polymerase II-specific
Source: RefSeq, a predicted model, not a curated record